This is a messenger RNA of Staurois parvus, 314 nucleotides long. The record is from the annotation of a GenBank genome assembly. NCBI's taxonomy places the organism in Eukaryota, Metazoa, Chordata, Amphibia, Anura, Ranidae.
UCAUGGGGCCCCCGGGCAAUAGGGGAUCAUGGGGCCCCUGUGUCCUUGCCCAAACUCAAAAAAGCCUAUGAAAAAGGUACCAGGGGCAUCUCAUGGGGCCCCCUACUGACCCUGGGCCCUCCGGCUGUGCCCGAGUUUCCAAAUGGUCAGUCCGCACCUGGGGAGGGAGCAUUUUUAAAAUGGUGACUGAAUAGAGUCCGUUUUUACCCAACAAAGUUGAUAAGGUGAAGCUGUGUUCACUUUGAACAGCCAAUCAUGUGCUAGGGAAAUAAAAAAGUAAGACUGGAGGAUUCAAGAUGAUCAAUGUGAACACA